Messenger RNA from Lemur catta (Ring-tailed lemur), 1600 nucleotides. RefSeq names its product glycerophosphodiester phosphodiesterase domain containing 1 (gene GDPD1). The transcript has 10 exons. Gene Ontology annotation, molecular function: phosphatidylcholine lysophospholipase A1 activity; phosphoric diester hydrolase activity. Gene Ontology annotation, cellular component: endoplasmic reticulum membrane. The record is from RefSeq and is a predicted model, not a curated record. Gene Ontology annotation, biological process: N-acylethanolamine metabolic process; glycerophospholipid catabolic process. NCBI's taxonomy places the organism in Eukaryota, Metazoa, Chordata, Mammalia, Primates, Lemuridae. The coding region runs from base 139 to 1083 and encodes 314 amino acids.
AGCACUGGCACCGGCUGGGGGCGAGCAGACCUCGAGUAGCCGCCGCCGCCGCCGCCGCCGCCGCCUCAGCCGUUGCGACCGCCGCAGCGGAGUUCAGAGGGCCCUGAGGUGGGAGAGGCUUCCCACACGGUGACUGAGAUGUCUUCCACAGCAGCUUUUUACCUUCUCUCUACCCUGGGAGGGUACUUGGUGACCUCAUUCUUGUUGCUUAAAUACCCGACCUUGCUGCACCAGAGAAAGAAGCAGCGAUUCCUCAGUAAACACAUCUCUCACCGCGGAGGUGCUGGAGAAAAUUUAGAAAAUACAAUGACAGCCUUUCAGCAUGCAGUUACAAUUGGAACUGAUAUGCUAGAAUUGGACUGCCAUAUCACAAAAGAUGAACAAGUUGUAGUGUCACAUGAUGAGAAUCUAAAGAGAUCAACUGGGGUCAAUGUAAACAUCUCUGAUCUUAAGUACUGUGAGCUUCCACCUUACCUUGGCAAACUGGAUGUCACAUUUCAAAGAGCAUGCCAAUGUGAAGGAAAAGAUAACCGAAUUCCAUUACUGAAGGAAGUUUUUGAGGCCUUCCCUAACACUCCCAUUAACAUCGAUAUCAAAGUCAACAACAAUGUGCUGAUUAAGAAGGUUUCAGAGUUGGUGAAGCAGUAUAAACGAGAACACAUAACAGUGUGGGGUAAUGCCAGUUAUGAAAUUGUAGAAAAGUGCUACAAAGAGAAUUCAGAUAUUCCUAUCCUCUUCAGUCUACAACGUGUUCUCCUCAUUCUUGGCCUUUUCUUCACUGGCCUCUUGCCUUUCGUGCCCAUUCGAGAACAGUUUUUUGAAAUACCAAUGCCUUCUAUCAUAUUGAAGCUAAAAGAACCAGACACUGUGUCUAGAAGUCAAAAGUUUCUCAUCUGGCUUUCUGAUAUCUUACUAAUGAGGAAAGCUUUGUUUGAUCAUCUUACUGCUCGAGGCAUUCAAGUGUAUAUUUGGGUAUUAAAUGAAGAACAAGAGUACAAAAGAGCUUUUGAUUUAGGAGCAACUGGAGUGAUGACAGACUAUCCAACAAAGCUUAAGGAUUUUUUACAUAAUUUUUCAACAUAGAAAAAGAGGUACUUGGACGCAUUCAAAGAAAACAUGAAAAGACCUAAGAAAAAAAUAUUUCACCAUCAUUUCCGUAAGCCAUUUUCAGAAUGGUAAGAGGUUUAAUCAGUUAAGUUUUUGUUACCUCAUUUUUAAGAUUGUAUGAGAAUGUAGAAACUAUAUAUUGUAUAUUUAUUUUAAACAAUAUUACAUAUUCUACAUUUGUAAAUUGUUUAGAAAGAUAACUGGUUAUGAGAUAUAAGUAGAAGAUUAUUGAUCAAGAUUUCUGUAUAUGAUGCAGUAUUCUACUAUUAUAAGUAAUUCUGAAAUCAAAGACUAUUGGAUAAAUUUGACAUUAGCCUUCACUGGAAUAAGAUUGUCUAAUUAGUAAAAGAAAAACAUUGAAGGUCAUUACAACUAUUCUGUGUUGUCUUGUUAUUUCUAGGUACAUCUUCGUUAAAGGGUAAAAAUACAAUGGCAAAAGAACUUAGAAAUCAGUGAUAUAGUUAAUCUGGCAAGUUAUACAUUGUAACAGCAG